Messenger RNA from Peniophora sp. CBMAI 1063, 564 nucleotides. NCBI's taxonomy places the organism in Eukaryota, Fungi, Basidiomycota, Agaricomycetes, Russulales, Peniophoraceae. The record is from the annotation of a GenBank genome assembly.
AUGUCCGACACCAUCGCUGAGAUUGUGGCCUUCACCCGCUCGAUCUCUUCGCAGAUUGGCGACCUUGUAGAACAAGGGAAGAAGGAGGAGCUCGACGCCCUGCAACGAGAUAUAGCCGCCAAGCGCGAACGAGUCAGAGGAUUGGCGUCGCAGUACAGGCAGAACCUCAAUGCACACCUGAUGGCGCAAGCUGAGGUGACCCGCAAAUAUAGUAACCUCGCCGAGGAGAUGCAGGUGUCCGUAGCCGGGCGAGCCUGUCUAGCGGCCGAAGCCGCCAGACUCAUCCAAGCGAGAGAUCAGCUCGAUGGUCGCCCGAUGCUGGAGCAUGUCCACUACGCCGUCCUGCAAUGUAUCGCUGACUGCAAUGCACUCUCCGACCGUGCUGCCGCAGAACUAAUGGACUUUGAUGCGUGUUUGCAGAAGCUUAAUGAGGAGUUGGAGCGGGCGAUGCAGAAGAUUCUUGAGAUGUCAGGUCUACUCGGGGAGGCGUCGGAGGCGUCAAAUGUUAUCGAAGCAGUUUUUAGUGAGUUACAGAGCUCAUUGGCAGAGGUCGAACAGCAGUGA